This is a messenger RNA of Chionomys nivalis (European snow vole), 2104 nucleotides long. It is a transcript of the gene Cygb, whose product is annotated as cytoglobin. Gene Ontology annotation, biological process: oxygen transport. NCBI's taxonomy places the organism in Eukaryota, Metazoa, Chordata, Mammalia, Rodentia, Cricetidae. The record is from RefSeq and is a predicted model, not a curated record. The transcript has 4 exons. Gene Ontology annotation, molecular function: iron ion binding; oxygen binding; heme binding. The coding region runs from base 192 to 764 and encodes 190 amino acids.
ACAUAUACCCUGCACACACGCGCGCGCGCGCACACACACACACACACGACGCGCACAGACACACACGCUCGCUCGCUCCCUCCCUCCGGCGCUCUACUCUGAGCCCUCCCGCCCGCCUCGCAUUCACCGGCCUCGGCUCUGACUCCUCGCUCCCGCCGCCUAGCGAAGCAGCGCUGGGCUCGGAGCUGCUCAUGGAGAAAGUGCCCGGCGACAUGGAGAGAGAGCGCAGGGAGCGGAGCGAGGAGCUGUCCGAGGCGGAGAGGAAGGCGGUGCAGGCUACGUGGGCCCGGCUGUAUGCCAACUGCGAGGACGUGGGGGUAGCCAUCCUGGUGAGGUUCUUUGUGAACUUCCCGUCAGCCAAGCAGUACUUCAGCCAGUUUAGACACAUGGAGGACCCCUUGGAGAUGGAGAGGAGUCCCCAGCUGCGGAAGCAUGCCUGCCGGGUCAUGGGGGCCCUCAACACUGUCGUGGAGAACCUGCAUGACCCCGAGAAGGUGUCUUCUGUGCUCGCCCUGGUGGGCAAGGCCCACGCCCUCAAGCACAAGGUGGAACCUGUGUACUUCAAGAUUCUCUCUGGGGUCAUUCUGGAGGUGAUCGCCGAGGAGUUUGCCAAUGACUUCCCUCCUGAGACGCAGAAAGCCUGGGCCAAGCUGCGUGGUCUCAUCUACAGCCAUGUGACCGCUGCCUACAAGGAAGUGGGCUGGGUACAGCAGGUCCCCAACACCACCACCCCACCGACCACGCUGCCCUCUUCGGGGCCAUAGGACCCCUCCCAGCCCCCCUCUCCCUGGCAGCACUUUGGGCAGAAGGCUGAAUUCUGAAGACACUCCUUGACCUUCCAUUUCUGGGUGCCAAGGAAGCUGGAGGAAUCCCGACUCAACUUCCCGAAAGGAGGCCUUCCUCAUGGCCCUGGUCCCCCCAGGCUGCUGGGAGGUGGGGCUAGCUACCUUGAUGCUGAACCUAGCAGUGGGGGACCCUCCUGCCUCCCCAGCAGGGGGUGCACCCGUCUUAGCUUUUCUACUUCCUGUUAGAGAGGGACCUAGCAAGCAGCCGGUGGGAAGCCAGGACAAGCUCGUGAGUCACUUCAGAAAGGCACUAGCCCCACUGCGUUCUGCCCACCAGCAUGUAGGCUCACCUCAGCAUCUAGAGUAUCACGCACACAUGUCUACCACAUAUACAGAUAUAUUCUAUAUACGAUCUCUAUAUAAAUAUAUAAAUAUAUAUAAAUACAUAUCUAUCAUGUGUAGCUGCAGGCCCAGAAGCCUCAGUCUUGCCCAGCUAUGGGAGGCCAGGGGGAUCCCCAGCAUGUGCCUGGGCAGCACUCCGGGGAGUAUGGAGAAACAGAGAAGAGGGCGGGGCCAGGAAGUGGAGUUGGGGUGCCUCAGCUUGCCCCCAUAGCUCAGUGCUCUACAUUCCUGCCCGUCUACAAAAAAGAAAGAAAAGAUCUAGUUUGCCCAGUGUAGUGGCACACACCUGUAACCCCAGCAGGAGCCUGGGAGGCCAAGAGCAUCGUUGCAAUUGCAAGUUCGAGGUCAGGUGGUCUCUACCCAGUCUCCAUGGUGAUGAGCAGGCUAGCCAGGGCUACACAAGCAGACCCUGUCUCAAACAAAAUAAAAAAUAAGAUCUGGCUCUCCUCACCUUCCUAAGGGUUUGGCUGACUGGCUUACCCUAGGAAGGGCAGGGACCAGGGCGCACCAAGAGCUCAGAAGAUCCCACUGGGGCGGCAGCCAGUGUUUGUAUCCUGUGUAUGCAUGUGUGGAGGGGUGAGGGACAGCCUCGGUAAGGAGCCUCACCUGCUCACUUCAGACAGCAGCCAGACCACAGGACCAGGGACUCCGUCCUCAGUGGAGACCGAGGGCCUUUCCUGCCCUCCUGCAGGCCACCAGGCCAUCCUGUCCACCUAGUCUCCUUAACGUUGCUGGGGACCCCGUGCGUACUCCCUGGUCCGUGUGUUCUGUCCUGGAGGAUGUCUUGCUGCUGUGGCUGCCGUGCCUGCAUCCCCUCCUGUCCCAUCCUCACGCAGCCUCCCUGUAACCGCCUGUCUUUUUGUAGUUUCUGAUGUUUGUAACCAGCUGUGCCAUUAAACAGGCCCGUUCUUCCUGAA